Knipowitschia caucasica is the source of this 636-nucleotide messenger RNA. Lineage: Eukaryota; Metazoa; Chordata; Actinopteri; Gobiiformes; Gobiidae. The record is from the annotation of a GenBank genome assembly.
AUGCUCAGGCUGAACGUGGCCCAGCGGAGGACGCGGAGCUGGCAGCCCUCACAUCCUGCGGCUCUCAAGGUGGCCCCGUCACCUGUGCGGGGGUUUUGGACAGACCGCGUCUUCUGGGCACCGGCCCACCUGAGCCACCUCCUGAUGGUGAGGAAAUGGAGCGCACACAACUGGAAGCACGAACACACGCUGAAGAGCACGUCAUUAUGCAUCAUUAGCGCUCCAGGAGGCAGAGGCAGGGCCAGGGCCAGGGCUGGAGUACCACUGCACUCAAAGCAUUAUGGGAUGUUGGAGGACCAACCGGGCAUGAAGCUGGAGUGGACAAACAGGGAGCGUCACGUGGUCAGUGGCAAAGAGCGCUCUGUAAGUCUAACAGCGGUGGCUCACAGUGAUGCAGAGGAGAGGACAGUCUUAUCCAGCGCACCAGUGUUGACAGCAUCACUAAUCCCCUCCACCUGCUCAAACAGCCACCUCCAAAAGCAGAGCCCCCUCCCCGUGUGUGCGUGUGCCGGGGGUCCCCAGGGCCUCGCUGUGCUGCUGCCACAGUCUCCGCAGCGGUUAUCAAGCCUGGCCCGGCUCCUCUCCCCCUCCUCUCCACCUCCCCUCCACCUCCCCUCCACCAACCGCACACAUUAA